Pongo pygmaeus (Bornean orangutan) is the source of this 2315-nucleotide messenger RNA. RefSeq names its product spermatogenesis associated 7 (gene SPATA7). The transcript has 12 exons. Gene Ontology annotation, cellular component: rod photoreceptor outer segment; axoneme; ciliary basal body. NCBI's taxonomy places the organism in Eukaryota, Metazoa, Chordata, Mammalia, Primates, Hominidae. The record is from RefSeq and is a predicted model, not a curated record. Gene Ontology annotation, biological process: microtubule cytoskeleton organization; photoreceptor cell maintenance. The coding region runs from base 574 to 2277 and encodes 567 amino acids.
UGGUUUUCGCAGUAUUUUGUGAUAGUUUUAUUAUCAGGGAUUCAUGCAUGAGAACUCUCCUUCAUGGCCUUCCCCAGUUCCACUUGUCAGGUUUUCCAAUACAUGUGACUCUAUUUUGAUUCUGACAACUUUCACAAUCUACAUUAGAAAAGAGGAAACUGGGGCUCAGAAAGUUUUAGAAACUAAUUCAAGAUCCAGCUGGGACAGAGCCUGCCAGGUGCUGGUGACUCGGAUCCUGACAGGAGAUCGCUCUGCAGAAGACUGGCAGGAUCCCAGAGCAACAGACUGGGGAUCGAUGCACCUUCCCCGCCAGGUCUCUCCGUCGGCAACUGUCCUCCUAGCACCGGGUACCCGGCAGGCGGGGCUGGUGAGCGCACGUCCCCUGCGCCGUGACGUCACAAUAGCGACUCACUGGACCCGGCCCUUAGCAACCGGCCUGGCGACGGUUUCCCUGCUGCUGCCGUCCCCGCCGGCUCCUCUUUUCCAGUCCUCCAUUGCCGGGGCUGGGCCCGGCCGGGGGAAGGACCGAAGGGGAUCCAGCGUGUCCCUACGGCGGCUGCAAGAGGACUAAGCAUGGAUGGCAGCCGGAGAGUCAGAGCAACCUCUGUCCUUCCCAGAUAUGGUCCACCGUGCCUAUUUAAAGGACACUUGAGCACCAAAAGUAAUGCUGCAGUAGACUGCUCAGUUCCAGUAAGCAUGAGUACCAGUGUAAAGUAUGCAGACCAACAACGAAGAGAGAAACUCAAAAAGGAAUUAGCACGAUGUGAAAAAGAGUUCAAAUUAACUAAAACUGCAAUACGAGCCAAUUCUAAAAAUAAUUCCAAGUCACUUUUUAACACCUUACAAAAGCCCUCAGGCGAACCGAAAAUUGAGGAUGACAUGUUAAAAGAAGAAAUGAAUGGAUUUUCAUCCUUUGCAAGGUCACUAGUACCCUCUUCAGAGAGACUACACCUAAGUCUACAUAAAUCCGAUAAAGUCAUCACAAAUGGUCCUGAGAAGAACUCCAGUUCCUCCCCGUCCAGCAUGGAUUAUGCAGCCUCCGGGCCCCGGAAACCGGGCUCUGGAACCCUGUAUGGCAGAAGGCCCAGAAGCACGUUCCCAAAUUCCCACCGGUUUCAGUUAGUCAUUUCGAAAGCACCCAGUGGGGAUCUUUUGGAUAAACAUUCUGAACUCUUUUCUAACAAACAAUUGCCAUUCACUCCUCGCACUUUAAAAACAGAAGCAAAAUCUUUCCUGUCACAGUAUCGCUAUUAUACACCUGCCAAAAGAAAAAAGGAUUUUACAGAUCAACGGAUAGAAGCUGAAACCCAGACUGAAUUAAGCUUUAAAUCUGAGUUGGGGACAGCUGAGACUAAAAACAUGACAGAUUCAGAAAUGAACAUAAAGCAGGCAUCUAAUUGUGUGGCAUAUGAUGCCAAAGAAAAAAUAGCUCCUUUACCUUUAGAAGGGCAUGACUCAACAUGGGAUGAGAUUAAGGAUGAUGCUCUUCAGCAUUCCUCACCAAGGGCAGUGUGUCAGUAUUCCCUGAAGCCCCCUUCAACUAGUAAAAUCUAUUCUGAUGAAGAAGAACUGUUGUAUCUGAGUUUCAUUGAAGAUGUAACAGAUGAAAUUUUGAAACUUGGUUUAUUUUCAAACAGGUUUUUAGAACGACUGUUCGAGCGACAUAUAAAACAAAAUAAACACUUGGAGGAGGAAAAAAUGCGCCACCUGCUGCAUGUCCUGAAACUAGACUUAGGCUGCACAUCGGAGGAAAACUCGGUAAAGCAAAAUGAUGUUGAUAUGUUGAAUGUAUUUGAUUUUGAAAAGGCUGGGAAUUCAAAACCAAAUGAAUUAAAAAACGAAAGUGGAGUAACAAUUCAGCAGGAACGUCAACAAUACCAAAAGUCUUUGGAUGUGUUAUUGUCAGCACCAGAGGAUGAGAAUGAGAUAUUCUCUUCACCAACUGAAUUUUUCAUGCCUAUUUAUAAAUCAAAGCAUUCAGAAGGGGUUAUAAUUCAACAGGUGAAUGAUGAGACGAAUCUUGAACCUUCGACUUUGGAUGAAAAUAAUCCAAGUAUUUCAGACAGUUUAACAGAUCAGGAAACUUCUGUGAAUGUCAUUGAAGGUGAUAGUGACUCUGAGAAGGUUGAGAUUUCAAAUGGAUUAUGCGGUCUUAACACAUCACUCUCCCAAUCUGUUCAGUUCUCCAGUGUCAAAGGCGACAAUAAUCAUGACAUGGAGUUAUCAACUCUUAAAAUCAUGGAAAUGAGCAUUGAGGACUGCCCUUUGGAUAUUUAAUCUUCAUUAAUAAAUAACUCAAAUGGCCAGUAACUCAA